GAUUAUGGGGAUGAUGAGAAUGAUGAGGACGAUGAUAAUAAUUUGAAAACGAGUACAACUUUAGAAGCAAGCACGACGACGACGACUUCUACUACUACAUCGACGACGACGACAACAACAACGACAACAACACCAAAACCAACAGAAGCUGUAUUUUUUCCAAAGAGUAUAACAAAUUAUGAGAGAUCGACUGGAGCUCAAUAUAAUGGGUAUCAAUCGAAAAAUGAUUAUCCACCAAUGUCUGCGCACAGUGUGCAAAAAUGGAAGCACCUUGGUUCUCGGGAAAGUGUCAAGGAAACUAGAGAUAAAUAUCCCGAGUUCAAAAAUAAUGGAAAAUCCGCCGAAGUCAAUGAAGCGCUUCAACAUGCGAUUAAGGUCUCGCGAGAGGGUAGCUGCCAAUGGCCUCGUGCCAGAAUUGUACCAGUUCGAGACGUCUACCCCAGUACAUCGACCACGUACAUUCCACACUGUGCAAUUCUGCACAGGUGCUCUGACGACACCGGAUGCUGUAGGUCGGAAGCACUAACUUGUGUACCAAAACAGUCCCAUCGAGUUGAACUCUACUUCUAUACAACGAAUUUAGAAGGAAGUAGUGUAGUGGAAAAACUAACUUUCUACAAUCACACCGAAUGUGAAUGUCGCGAGAGAACUGAAAUUGGUGUGAAGGUUGAGAAAACGGCGGAAACAAGAUUUGCAAGGCAUCAUCCUCCGAUUAUACCUCAAAAUCUUCGGAAAUUACCGCCAAAAAAACCUUGUAGAUGUCCUUCGGAGUUUUUGCCAAAAAUUACUCCUGAUGCUGAAUGCCAAUGCAAGUGCUCCGACACGGAUCAAAAUUGUAUUAGAACAAGACGUGGAAAAGUCUAUUUCUCAAUUAGAGAUCGUCUAUGCAUUCACAAUGGAGAUUGUACCCAGCCAAUAUGUGAAUUUGGCGAAUACAUGAGUCGUCAAGGAAAAUGUCCAAGAAAACAGGAGCAAUACAGUUUCUAUUCAAAGUACCAUACAAAUGUACAUCAUGGAUUGAGAAGCUAGAAGAAAAAAAAACGAAAAUCAUCUAUUAUUGUUUCUAUAUAUAAAAAUUAAAAAAAUUAAUUAAUAUAAAGAGACGAUAAUAAUUCGAUUUACUACGUGCCAAGUAGCGUAAAAUCGCAACUCAAAGGUGCCAUUUUUUUAUGUGCCUUUUUCUGUCGCCAGAGACUUAUAUAUGUAUAUUUAAAUAAUAUAAUCGAAAACUCACGAUAUUUUUGUACUAUUUUGUGAAAUUUUUAUUCUAAUUCGUCCCAUUUAAUGGCCAAGAUGCCAUAUUUCUAUACGCGAAGAUGAAAACCAGUAAAUAUCGAAUAGUGUUUUUAAAAAAAAAUCAGAAUAGUAAAUAUUGGUUACUAUUUGAAAUUAAAAAUGAAAAAUUAUUAGGCAUUUACUUUUAAUAAAUAUAAAGAAAAUUGAAAAAAAAAUUCACUCCUGCAAUGUAUAGAAAUUUUUUGAAGUUAAUCAAUAAUUAUUAAAUUUGUGUUCACGUAUUUCAAUACAUAUAGUGACGCUUGUAUUUUAUUUUUACUUUAUAAGAAAAAACUCUUCCAUCGAUUUAUUUCAUUGAUAAUUUUUCCAAAUUCUUCUUGUAUGCUAUUAAUUAUUUCUUAAAUUAUAUUAUUUAAAAAAAUCACAAAAAAUAACACUUUUUACAAAGAAAAAAAAAAUUUAACUAUAAAUAAAAAAUACUUUUUAAAAUUUUAUUUUUGAAAUACUUUUUCUACGCUUUGGAAUUAAUUGCUUUGGCAAAAAAUGUAUUUUCAAUUCAUUUUUGUAUCACGAAUACUGAAUGUUUAAAAAAAUAAUGAAAAACAGUAAAAAUUUUCUAAUAUUUCGAAAUUAUAAAAUUUUGCUGUCUUUCGUUAAUAUGGUAUUAUUCGAUGAGAAAAGUAAAGAGAAAUCUUUUGUAUAGUAAUAAGAAGCUAUAUAUAUAUACUAUAUUUAUAUAACAAGAUUUGUCUUGUAGUAAAACUUUUAUAAAUAAAUAUUUAUAGGUCUUAUGCUUUUUAUGUAAAAUAAAAUAACGAGAAUACGUUUUCUUUUUUUUCGAGAAAAAGAUAAAAACGUGUUAAAAUAUGAAUUUUUCAUUAUAAUUUCUUUUAAAAAAGAUGACUUUGUCCUUUUAUGUAAUUUUUAAAUUGUUUUAAUAUCCGAGAAGAUAUUAAAACUAUGUGACAAAGAGAUUAUAGUUUUUAACACGAACUCAAAAAUUUUUAUGCCAUUAUUAUUUGCGUAAUAAAACAACGAUUUUAAGACAAAAAAAUUUGUUUGUAGAAUUUUUUUUUAUAAAUUUUAAAUUAAGAUAUUUGUAUGAAAUUUGUAUAAAUUACAUAAAAAAAGGAUAUAGCAGCAAAAAAGAUCAAAAUAAAGAUGUUUUGGACAA
This is a messenger RNA of Leptopilina heterotoma, 2410 nucleotides long. RefSeq lists its product as uncharacterized. The transcript has 5 exons. The annotation marks the transcript as partial. The record is from RefSeq and is a predicted model, not a curated record. Gene Ontology annotation, molecular function: growth factor activity. Lineage: Eukaryota; Metazoa; Arthropoda; Insecta; Hymenoptera; Figitidae. Gene Ontology annotation, biological process: hemocyte migration. Gene Ontology annotation, cellular component: membrane.